Molecule: messenger RNA, 1801 nt
Organism: Vigna unguiculata (cowpea)
Lineage: Eukaryota; Viridiplantae; Streptophyta; Magnoliopsida; Fabales; Fabaceae
Molecular function (GO): protein binding
Source: RefSeq, a predicted model, not a curated record
AAAGUGUAGGAAGUACAAGAAAGCAAAAAGCAGGAGCUUUUGGUAGUGAUUACCAUUGCCAUCACAUUGCUCCUUCUCUGAGAAGCCAACACAAAAAGAUUCAUUUCUUCAUUCAUUCUGAUACAGUGGUGUGGUGCAGUGAGAGUUGCUUUUCUUGCAAGCCUAAUCGCCCUCUUUAAAUAAGGCCUUUGACUAUUAGAUGUUGGUUGUUCCAGUUCCAGUUCCAUUCAACCACAAAAAAAUCUCUUCUUCAGUCAGCUUCCUCUUUUCUCUAUAAAACCCUAUUUUCUGCUUCUUCCUUCACCGGGGCUUCAAUGGCCACCUACAAAAAUGUUGGUGCUGUUCUCCUUUUCAUUUUCUUCUCUUUUCUACACGUGGAGGCUAUUUUAGACCCUGCCGAUUUCCUCGCUCUGCAAUCCAUUCGUAAAGCCCUCGAAGACAUGCCUGGUUCCCAUUUCUUCUCCUCCUGGGAUUUCACCGCAGACCCAUGCAACUUCGCCGGGGUUUACUGCGACUCCGACAGGGUCAUCUCCCUCAACCUCGGCGAUCCCAGGGCGGGCUCUCCCGGACUCACCGGCCGCCUCGACCCCGCCCUCGGCAAGCUCUCCUCGCUCGCGGAGUUCACCGUUGUCCCCGGCAGAAUCUACGGUCCUCUACCAGAAUCCCUCUCCGAUUUGAAGAACCUCAGGUUCCUCGGCGUCAACCGCAACUUCAUCUCCGGCGAAAUUCCGACCAAGCUCGGCGGGUUACGCAGCCUCAGAACCAUCGAUCUCAGCUACAACCAACUCACCGGACGCAUUCCUCCAACCGUGGGAUCCCUACCGGAGCUGACUAACCUGAUCCUCUGCCAUAACCGCCUCUCCGGUUCGCUCCCCCGGUUCGAGUCGCACACUUUAACACGGCUCGACCUAAAGCAUAACUCUCUCUCCGGUUCGCUCCCUCCCAACUCGCUCCCUCCCUCUCUGCAGUACCUCUCCCUGGCCUGGAACCAGCUCACCGGCCCAAUGGACCGCCUCCUGGGCCGCCUCGACCAGCUUAACUAUUUGGACCUCAGUCUCAACCAGUUCACGGGCCCAAUCCCGGACCGGAUCUUCUCCUUCCCGCUCACGAAUCUGCAGCUGGAGAGGAACCAGUUCUCGGGUCUGGUCCAGCCCGUUGAGCAGGUGUCCAUCCCGACCGUUGAUCUUAGUUACAACCGGUUGUCCGGUCAGAUAUCGCCAAUGCUGGCGAGCGUGCAGUACCUGUACCUGAAUAACAACCGAUUUUCGGGUCGGGUACCGGCUAGCUUCGUGGAGCGGUUGCUGGACGCGAGCAUUCAGAUACUUUACUUGCAGCAUAACUAUCUGACGGGGAUUGAGAUAAGCCCAACGGCGGUGAUUCCAGAGAGAAGCUCCCUGUGUCUGCAGUAUAAUUGCAUGGUCCCGCCCGUUGAGACACCCUGCCCCUUGAGGGCUGGCAAGCAGAAAACUAGGCCUACUGCGCAAUGCAACCAGUUGAAAACCUGAUCCGACCCGACCCGACCCAUCAAGUCAAUUUCUUACCUCUUUUCUUCUUCCUUAUUUCUCUUCUUGCCUUUCUGAUUCAUUAUUAUUUAAUUUUGUGGUAGUUAUUCGGGGAUGAAUAAUGAGAAUAUUGUGAAUAUUUUUGGAUUAGAUUUAGAUAAUUUAGCUUUUUUGCUCCAGGAGCUUCUCAAAUCAUAUAUGUUAUGAUCAUUAUCUAUAUUACUAAUGUAAUAUGAUUAGUCCAUUAUGAAAAACAAAGCAAAAAUUAUUGAUUAUUAUUAUCAGGUUAUUUCGAUCAA